Messenger RNA from Adineta ricciae, 1299 nucleotides. NCBI's taxonomy places the organism in Eukaryota, Metazoa, Rotifera, Eurotatoria, Adinetida, Adinetidae. The record is from the annotation of a GenBank genome assembly.
AUGUUUUCUAAUCAAAUUCUUGCCAUCUCUCAUUCACAAUCUGAUCAACCCCAUCCAUCACAAACAACUGAUAUUCAAUCAAAAACACGUUGUGAAUACUGUCGACGAAAAUGGAAGAAGAUUCUUUUGACGAGCCUAAUAACAGCACUAAUGAUGACCAUAGGCGUUAUCGUAGUAAUAAUUAUGGCAAAGAAAAAUUCAAUCACACUGAUCACUGUCACAAUAGUGAAAAAGACAACAAUGACAAAGUCAACUACUACGGCCACAGCAGCUGUGACGACCAGCACAACUAGUACAAUGAGAGAAUGGAUACUGGAAGGCGAAACAUGCAUCUUCCGUUAUUAUUAUACCGCAACUGUACUGCAAAAUGGAAAGGUAUUGAUCACCGGUGGACACAGUCGCAAAGGAGUUCUUCGUGAAUGUGAACUAUAUGAUCCAUCAAGAGAUCUAUGGAAACUCGCUGCAAACAUGUCUGUCACGAGGAAAGAUCAUACUGCAUCUUUGUUAACUAAUGGUUUAAUCCUAGUGACUGGUGGUGAAAAUUCUGACGGAGUGGUUUCGACUGCUGAACUGUACAAUGCAUCAGCGAACACAUGGACAAAUGCACUAAGCAUGAUCCAUCAACGAUCGGGACACACAGCCACUAUACUGCAGAGUGGAAAAGUGCUCGUUGUAGGUGGCUGGAACAAAAGAGAAAGGCGUCCAGAUACUGCUGAACUAUACGAUCCUCGAACAGGUGUUUGGACAGCUACUCAAAACAUGAUCUGCAGUCGUGCACAUCAUACAGCAUCUCUGUUAACAAAUGGAAAAGUUCUAAUCACUGGUGGAUCGACGCUUUGCUCCAUAGGUAUGUCCCCAAAGACGAGCGAGUUGUGCGAUCCGAUAGCAGAUGCGUGGAUAAGAACAAAUGACACGAACAUUGACCGCACUCAUCAUACAGCAACUGUGCUCCAAGAUGGAAGAAUGUUGGUAACUGGUGGACACGACGGCGGGCGAGAAUUUACUGAAUUGUUUGAUCCCUUGACGAAUCAAUGGACUAUGACAGGUAAUAUGAACUUCCCACGUUAUGCUCAUUCGGCAGUUUUGUUACCAAACGGAAAAGUCUUAGUCACUGGUGGAGGUUAUGAUACCUUGAUGAAUAGUGCUGAGCUGUACGAUCCAUCAACUGAUAUCUGGACAAUUACUCGAAAUAUGAAGUCGGCACGCUUUUAUCACACAACGUCUCUGCUACCAAAUGGAAAAGUAUUCAUUUUUGGUGGAGCUUCUCCUUAUUCCGAGAAAUUUUCAGAAAUUUAUUAA